ACUCGAAGACAAGAAACACAAAAACAAAUGGUGGACCGCUAUCACUCCUAGAAAUGGCAGAAAAUCCCCCCAAGAUAAAGACUGUGAUCACUGCAGAUGAAAGGCUGAGAAAGCUGAAGAGUGAAUUUGAAGCAAAGUACGGAGAGUCACCUAUGUUCUAUGCAUGUGCUCCAGGAAGAGUCAAUCUGAUAGGAGAGCACAUUGAUUACUGUGGAUAUUCUGUGCUUCCAAUGGCUAUAGAGCAGAAUAUCUUGGCAGCUGUGUCAGUGAACAAAACAGGGACGAUUCAGCUGGCCAACACGAAUCCUCAGUACAAGGAUUUCACUGUGUCAUGUUCAGAAGAAAUCACCAUCGAUCGAAACAAUCCACUGUGGUAUUAUUACUUCCUCUGCGGAGUUAAAGGAAUACAGGAAAAGUUUGGAAUUGCAUGUUUGUCUGGGAUGUCGUGUGUUGUUGAGGGAACAAUUCCUCCAAGUUCUGGUCUUUCCAGUUCUAGUGCCUUAGUGUGUUGUGCUGGCCUUGUAACAAUGGAGGCAAAUCAGAAAUCCCUGUCUAAGGUAGAGCUUGCUGAGAUAUGUGCUAAAUGUGAGCGUUAUAUUGGUACUGAGGGUGGCGGCAUGGAUCAGUCCAUCUCAUUCCUGGCUGAAAAGGGAACUGCAAAGCUGAUAGACUUCCAGCCUCUGCGAGCAACUGAUGUCCAGCUUCCUGACAAGGCUGUGUUUGUGAUCUCCAACUGCUGCGUUGAGAUGAACAAAGCUGCUUCUUCUCACUUCAAUAUCCGUGUGGUGGAGUGUCGAAUUGCCACAAAGAUGUUGGCCCAGGCCAGGGGUGUGGACCCCAGUGGGUUGUUGAAGUUGGUCCAGGUUCAGACGUCACUAAAUGCCUCCUUGGAGGAGAUGUUGGCUCUGGUGGAUGAAGCCUUGCACCCUGAACCAUACAGUCGAGAGGAACUCUGCACAGUGCUGAAAAUCACCCCAGAACAGUUCUCCACAGAGCUGCUGAGCUCCAACACUCAGCAUGUGACACACUUUAAGCUGCACCAGCGUGCCAAGCAUGUGUACGGUGAAGCGGCACGUGUGCAGCAGUUUAAAAAGGUCUGUGACUCCAAACCUGCUGGGUGCAUACAUCAACUGGGAGAGCUGAUGAACCAGAGCCAUGCAAGCUGUAGGGACCUGUACGAGUGCAGCUGUCCUGAGCUGGACCAGUUGGUGGACAUCUGUCUGAAGUCUGGAGCAGCAGGGUCCCGACUGACAGGAGCUGGUUGGGGUGGCUGUGCCGUCUCCAUGGUUCCUAGUGAGAAGGUGGAGGCUUUCCUACGAGCAGUUAGAGAAGCGUACUAUCUCCCUGAUGCACGCAGAGCAGCCAUGGAAAAACAAAGCCUGUUUGUAUCAAAGCCUGGUGGAGGAGCUGCAGUGUUUCUAGAAGGAUAAAAUGCAUCAGAAUUAUAACAUUACUGAAACAAGAUGACGACCACUGGGGAAAUCAAAGCUGUUGAGUUUACUAACAGAUGAUCAGAGAAAAAAGGUCCAAAUGUACUGUACUAAUUUAUCAAGUCUCACAUAGGAAUCAUUGGGGGGAGGGGUGUUGUACGAUUUUUGUAUGGCUGUCUGACUCUGACUUUUUCAUAAAUAUAUACACUAAAGAAUCAGCAUAAAUAAUCGCAAUCAUAAGGCAUUAAAAUAUGAAAGGAAAUAA
Cynoglossus semilaevis (tongue sole) is the source of this 1695-nucleotide messenger RNA. It is a transcript of the gene galk2, whose product is annotated as galactokinase 2. Gene Ontology annotation, cellular component: cytosol; cytoplasm. The coding region runs from base 54 to 1430 and encodes 458 amino acids. The transcript has 11 exons. Gene Ontology annotation, molecular function: galactokinase activity; ATP binding. Lineage: Eukaryota; Metazoa; Chordata; Actinopteri; Pleuronectiformes; Cynoglossidae. The record is from RefSeq and is a predicted model, not a curated record. Gene Ontology annotation, biological process: carbohydrate phosphorylation; galactose metabolic process.